Molecule: messenger RNA, 1648 nt
Organism: Oryzias latipes (Japanese medaka)
Lineage: Eukaryota; Metazoa; Chordata; Actinopteri; Beloniformes; Adrianichthyidae
Gene: calhm3
Product: calcium homeostasis modulator 3
Cellular component (GO): plasma membrane
Molecular function (GO): monoatomic cation channel activity
Source: RefSeq, a predicted model, not a curated record
UUUUUCUGAGGGAAGUAAAACAAACAAAAAAUCUGUGUUUAUUUGAUCCAUUCAGGAGUGAAACCAGAAGUACAACUUGACCCAGAGUCAUGGACCGUCUGAAGCUCGUCCUGCAGUACUUCCAGUCAAACUCUGAGUCCAUCUCCAAUGGGAUCUGUAUCGUACUCGCUCUGGUCAGCGUCAAGCUCUACACCAGCUUUGACUUUAACUGCCCCUGCCUCCCACAGUACAACAAGCUCUACUCCCUUGGAGUAAUGAUCGUUCCGCCCGUCAUUUUCUUCUUUUUGGGAGUGCUUGUCAAUCGGCACACAGGGGUCAUGAUGGAUGAGUGGCUGAGGCCUGCAGGAAACAGGCCAAAGAAUCCUGCUGUUGUCAAAUACCUAUUUUCAGCUAUGAUUCAGAGGGCUCUGCUCGCACCAAUGGUGUGGAUCUUGGUCACUUUGUUGGAUGGAAAAAUCUUCAUCUGUGCUUUCAGUGUGAGUGUGGACCCUGCACUGUUCUCAGGUGCACCGAACAACACUGGGCUGGAUAUGACCAAGAUCAUGGCCAAAGUGCCCUGCAAAGAGGAUGUUAUUUUCAGGAACAGCUCUUUCCGCAAAGCCGUCUCUCGUUAUGUUCGGUGCUAUUCACAGGCAGUGGGUUGGUCCAUCCUCCUGUUCCUUAUUUUAUUGGGAGCACUGGGACGACUGGUGAAGCCCUGCUUUGAUGACCACGCCAAGUUCCUGCAGACACGCUAUUGGAGCAAUUAUCUGGAUGUGGAGCAGCGGCUCUUUGAUGAAACCUGCGUCUUGCACGCUCGGGACUUUGCCCGUAAGUGUGUGGUGCAGUUUUUUGAGGACAUGCGUGAGGACACCAUUCUUCAUCUUCCACAUCCACCCUUCUUUGCCGUUAUUCGAGAAGACUUGGAGGAGGAAGAAGAAAGGCUCCACGGAAUAACCAAGCAAGAACAGGUGGAACAGCUGCUUAACAAGUGGUACUACAGUAAACCUGAACUGGAUGUGACGAGGUUUGCCUAUAAACCACAACCAUGUGUUACCUGGGAGGACUCUGAAGGGAGGACUUUGUACUCUGAUCUUUAGACGUGAAACUGGACUCAGCGAGUCGCCUUUUGUCUCCAAACAUUGCAUAGAAACACUAGAAUGUCUGCUUAGCUGACUGACUGCUGGUGGAAAAAGGACAAAAUUGGUAGUUUAAGUUGGACUUGUUCUCAAGGAAAUAACCUCCUAUUCUUCUUUUCCCAUCCUCUUUAGCAUAGAAAGUCCAGGGUCAUUUUUUAGGGAGCACAGGAGGCCAUUUUAUCCAACAUUUUCAUGGAUUGAAAUACUUGAUCGUUUUGACUUGUUUGAACAGUAAUGAAGGUGACUGAAAGGCAGGAGGGCGGGUCAGCGACUGAGGAGAGAAAAGCCUUUGAUAAUACCCUUCCUGUUCAUGACUUUACUUUGUUUUCAUGUAGCAAAAGGAUCAAAGUUGAGUUUAGGUGUACAGUUUAGGUUUUAUGAUAAUUACAGAAAAGGAUUUGAGCCAAACCUCCUUCCAAUGUGAUGAAAUUGAGUUAGACUGCAUUUAAAUCUGCAGUCUCCACCACAGACAUGUAAGACAUUCGCAAUGUCUUCCUGUAAACAAUAAAGAACAUCAUCCUCCUUCAAAA